This is a messenger RNA of Solanum lycopersicum (tomato), 663 nucleotides long. Lineage: Eukaryota; Viridiplantae; Streptophyta; Magnoliopsida; Solanales; Solanaceae. The record is from RefSeq and is a predicted model, not a curated record.
AGUAGACAAAAAGAAUAUGCAGAUCGAAAGGCUAGAGACUUAGAGUUCAUGGAGGGUGAACAAGUCUUGUUGAAAGUUUCACCAAUGAAAGGGGUGAUGCGGUUUGGUAAAAGGGGUAAACUAAGUCCAAGGUACAUUGGACAAUUUGAAGUACUUAAGCGAGUAGGAGAGGUGGCUUAUGAGUUAGCCUUGCCUCCAAGGCUGUCUGGAGUACAUCCGGUGUUCCAUGUGUCGAUGUUGAAAAGAUACCAUGGGGAUGGAAACUACAUUAUCCGUUGGGAUUCAGUUUUGCUUGAUGAGAACUUGUCUUAUGAGGAGGAGCCUGUUGCUAUUUUAGAUAGAGAAGUUCGCAAGUUGAGGUCAAGAGAGAUUGCAUCCAUCAAGGUACAAUGGAAGAAUCGACCCGUUGAAGAAGCCACUUGGGAGAAGGAGGCGGAUAUGCGAGAAAAAUACCCACAUGCAAUGAAUACUCAAAGAACAGCCACUCGAAGACUUGAUGGAGAAAUUGCACAUGUGAGAGCUCCUCCCCGAGGCAAUCAAGUCCCUCCUCUUGAAGAAGUUGCAAAUGAUGACCAAGCUCCGGUCAAUCCUCCUUCUUUGACGGAUCGAGCUCUGCCUUUCUCCAAAUGGCCCAAGCCAAUACUACUAAAGCACAAGCCAUGA